AUGACGAUAAUAAAAGAGAAAGAAGAUAGACAUGAGCCUUUGUUAGGAGACGAUGACCAAGAAAAUGAAUGCAGUACAAAUGAAACUGAAAAUAUUGAGCGCUUCUAUGAUGUAUCAUAUAAAUACAAAUCAAUCAGUACCAAACAUAAAGUUGGUUACAGCGAUUUCAAGACUUUGGAAUUUCCAGUGAUGAAUAACAGUUACUCAUUGGAAAAGCCUGGAUGGUUGAAUGACAGCAUCAUUGAUUCCUAUUUAUUAUUGUUAGUGAAGGCACACAAAAAGGUAUUCGUGUUCAUGUGCUAAACUGUUUCUUCUAUCUUCGAUUACGGAACACAAUGUUAAAGAGGGGCAACGAAAAAAGAUUACAUGAAAUAAUAUCAAGAACUUGUCAAAUGAUAGACUACGAGGCAUGUGAUUACAUAUUGAUCCCAAUUAAUAUCCACAACCAUUGGACAGCAGUGGUGAUCAACAUUUGGAACACGCAAAUGUUUUACUAUGAUCCCAUGAGCAAAGGAAUCCAAAAUGAGACAGUAAUAAAAUUAUUCAAAGUUUUUUUUUGAACUUUUCUACAAGUGCAAUAAAACAUGCAAUAUUGAAAUAGAGUCAAAGGGUUUCAUAAAAGACUUUGAUGUAAUAUGGGAAGAAAAAUUUCCAAGCCAAAAGGAUUCUUGUAGUUGUGCAGUGUUCAUACUGAUGUACACGAGCUACCAUUUGGGAUUGCUUACUUUCGACCCAGAUGUUCAAAGUAUUUCAAAGAUAAGAAAUGAAAUGGCCAAAGAGCUAUUUGUAGGAUUGAAAAACUACCCAGUAUAUCCGAAUACCGAAACUGGACCAAUAUCGAAACGAUGUGUUACAGCAACUCGGUACAAGCAACAUCAGUGUAAGAAUGUGGUAUUAUACUGCAGUGUAUCUACAUGUGCAGGGAAAACUUUUUCCUGGACAUUUAAUGGCAUAACAGUAUCCAACGAACAGGAAUACGCAUUUGAGUUAACAGAAGAUAAAGUUGGCACUUAUUGUUGUCGCGUGCUGAAUCUAGAAUGUAAAAGUUACACGUCAAGUUGCAUUGUGGAAUGCCAGGCACAUGCAGAGCUUGUUGACAACAAGACACUUAUGAGCCUAGUAAAAAAGGCGAUUCAAGAGAAUUUUGGUAGAAAGUAA
Molecule: messenger RNA, 1158 nt
Organism: Paramuricea clavata
Lineage: Eukaryota; Metazoa; Cnidaria; Anthozoa; Malacalcyonacea; Plexauridae
Source: the annotation of a GenBank genome assembly